UGGUGUCAGCGGCGGCAGAGGAGGAGGAGUGUGACUGUCUCCGCUCACUUCUCCACAGCGAGGGGACUCCGAGAAUAAACAUUUCCCACAGACUACACGCUCCACACUUCGGCUCGGCCACAGGCGCAACGCGUUAAAAAAAAAACAAAACAAAACAGAUAUUUCUAAAAAAAUUUUCUUUCUUUUUCUUUUUUUUUUUUUUUUUUUUUUUUUUUUUUUUUGGACUAAAUGAUUUUUUUAUUCUUACAGCCUACCCCGCCAUUUUUGCUUCCUGCCAAAAGUGUCAAGACAGAUGCGACCGUUUUCAUUGGAUUUGCCUCCUCCUGUCGAAUAAUAACGAUGCGUCUGUCCGGCUGACCGUGGGGUGGACAACGCAGGAUAGGGAAGGCUGUUUGUGUCGAGAGGCGGCACAGGCGCAUAUGGAUAUAGCGCUGAAAACGCUGCAUAAAGAAGUGGAGAAUAAACCCGGUUGUGUACGGUGCCAUAGCCUUCUGAUUCACCUGACGUCUACAUUUCCACGGCUGCCACACGACCAGCAAAUAACACCCAAGGUCCCUGAUGUGAGAUCUGCAAAGCUGAAAGGCGCCACUGGCAGAACCACAGCCAGGCCUUAGGACAGACAUCCCAAACAUCCACAGCCACGGAAUGUGUCAACAUCUUUGUGGUGAAAUCCCGCUUACUCCUCUCCUGCUACUCACAUAAGCCUGGAGCUGGGCCUUCUGGGAUCCCACUGUGUUUAAAGGCACAACACAAUGCCUGGGAGGCCCACCUGUCCCAGAUUGCCUCCAACCAUGUUUGCUGUUUUACCACAGUGCUGACUGUGCACACUACACACAAGGAUCACUUCCAAGCAGUGCAUCCUUUCCACCCCCGCAGACUCUCUCUGUGCCAUUACCUGCCCUCUUUUUGGUAUUUAGGAAGUACAUGCCACUGUCAACCAGAUGACCUAGUGGACGUUGUUUCCCAGUGCUGAACCAUACGAGGGGAUCCUAGUAUUGAACAUGACUCAUGGGGAGGAGCCUGGCCCUGAGACACACAAGGAUUCAGCUGUUCUAACUUAUCUGGAAGGUUUACUGAUGCAUCCAGUGGUGGCCGGGCCUGGGGCCACGGCAAGCGGGAGGUCUGAAGCUGCCCACAGCAACCAGGAGCAGGGUGAUAAGUCAGGCAGGCCGUUCCAACUGCCUAACCAUGGCCCCACAGCUCCAAAGGCUGGAACAAAUGGGCCCUCACUAGGUGCUUCGCAGCACUUGAAGAAGGCCCGCCUACUGCGCUCUGGGGCCUGGAAUGACCCAGGGAACCAGCAGAUGAGCUCACCUUCAAUUGAGCUGAAUGGCCAAGGGGGAGGCCUGCAAAAUGGAGCACUGGAGGGUUCUCCUCAUGGUGGUGAGAGCACCCUGCUGGCCUCCCUGCUUCAGUCAUUCAGUUCACGACUUCAGAAUGUGGCAAUGUCCCAGAACUCUAAUAAGCCCCUUAGUGAGGCGUCUUCUCCCUCUAAGGUGCCACCUGCAGACAAAGAGCCACUUCCUGUGUACGGGACAGCCUCAAGCCGCCUAAAGGGCCUCAUGAGGAAAAACAAACUUCAGAAUCACAGCAACACGCCUUACAGUCGCAGGGGACACAGUCAGGACAGACCCCCAGAAUCACCUCGUUCUGCACACAGUGCCACGCCGCCCUCCGCCCCCUCAUCAGCGGAUUCCGUGUCCUGUGCAGAGCGUUUGAAGGCUGUUGCAAACAUGGUGAAAAUUCGCUCGAGUCCAGCACCUUCACCAAAGCCCAGUGUGGCCUGUAGUCAGCUGGCCCUGUUGCUGUCCAGUGAAGCCCAUCUCCAACAGUACUCCAGAGAACAUGCUCUUAAAGCCCAGCUCUCUGGACGAUCUGCCAGCGAACGACUAGCAGCCAUGGCAAACCAGCAGGAGAAAAGGCCACCUAGUGUGGGAGGGACUCUGCCCGGAGCCCCAGACACACUAAGCUCCUUAACAACCCAAAACGGAAUGACAACAACCACAGUAACAACAACACUCCCUCGAAUGGGCAUGUCUAGUCCACAGAGUCCCUCCUUGCUGCGUGGCCACAGCCAAAGCUCCCCACCCACUCCCACACAUACUCUAAACCACACCCACAGCCAGCCACCUAGGGAGAAGCGAAGCUUUGACUCCCGUCCAACUCGUCCACCUCAGACAUGCAGCAGCUUACUGCUACUUCUACUCAACAAUCACAACAACCAGAAGCAACUGACUAAGAAUGGUCACCUGGAGGACAGCUGUGGCAUUUUGCCACUGAGCGGCUCCUCCUCGGUCACAUCAGACAGUGAGUGUUCGACCCAGGAGAGAAGCCUGGCCAAGGACAGCAGUGACGCAGAGAGCUCCUACUCCAGCUGCUCCCCCAUCGACCUUUCCAUGAGAAGCAGAGCUAAUACAGAUGCAGCCCCCAAAACUAGCACCCCCUCUACCUCCUUCACCCCCGCCUCCUCCUCCUCCACUACAGUGUUUUCCUCUGCUCCCACUGCUUUCUCCCCUCGAUCUUCUGUUCAGUCCUCCACCUCAACCUUUUCACCAUCCCCUGUUGUUCUUUCCUCUGUCUCUACUGUUAAUACUUUAUCUUCUUCCUCCUCUUUCUCUACCUCCUCCCUGGACAAACUAACAGAAUCUUUAAUAAACAAGUGGAAACCAGAACCGUCAGGGUCAAAGGUCUCCAAGUCUGAAAUGAGUCCUGACCUAAAAUCACACCCUAAGGUCACACUUAUGCAGCUCCUUCUUGAGCGCAGAAAUAAUGAGAUGGUAAAUAAAAGUGUAGGUAACCAGGAUUUACCACUUGACAUUACUAUGGCCACCAUGUCUCGGAGCCAACCGAAGGCACUGGUGCCCUGGGAGGAGAGCAGGACAAAGAGUCCCACAGAUAGGCCUGUAGCCCCAGCCCAGCCUCCUUACCCUCUUAGUCGUGACCCUAGUGGCGCACAGUCCCCAUAUUCCUACCCCUCACCCCAUGUUCAGUCCAGCCCAUUGGAUUUGUGUAAAUCUAAAACCUUCCCUGCUGAAAAGGCCUCAGAGCCGGCCUUCAGUGCCAGUAAACUCUUACAGAAUCUGGCUCAAUGUGGAACAACUUCCCCCCCACCACCCAUCCCUUCUAGUAAAGGGCUGGCACCAGAGCUGGACACCAAUCGGCCUCUUGCCCUGUUGGAGAGGCUUAAUGCUCCAAUCCACAGGACCACCACCACUCCACUCUCUGACGGACCCUCAGGCAGUGGUACACCUUAUAGCAGAAAGGAAGCCACACCUCCUUCCUCACAGAUUGAGAACCUUCUGGAGCGUCGUACUGUGCUGCAGCUUCUUCUAGGAACAGGCUCAGCCUCUGCCACAGGCAGCCGCAAAGACAGACCCAGUGGGAGUGGGAGGAGAAGUGUGGAGGUGGCAGGGGUUAACUAUGAGAAGAGCCCCAGUUCUUCCAUCAUGUGUGACAGCUCCAAUGGACCCUCUUUAGAUGUAAAGGUCAAAACGGAGCUCAUGGACGACAUGGGGCAGUCCUCGGGCACAUCUGAUGACUUCAAUAGCAGAAAGAGACCAAGUAGCUAUGGAAAGAGUAGCCCUCUGUCAGAAUCUCAGCAGGACUUAAAAACAGAACCACGCCCUGCAGAGGUUAUAGCGAAAUAUGGCCUCUUGAGUCAGUUGCUAAAACAACAGACUGCUACUUAUUACACUAGUACUGCUGUGCAGGUUGAGUCGCAGCCUAAAACAAUUAAAGAGGAGCAGAGGGAGUUUCCGAGCCCCAGUCCAAAGAAAAGACGUCUUUGCUCAGAUCGGACUGACACUUUGAACAAUAGCAGCUCUCCGAGGGCCAUGGACGGUGGCGACACCGUCAGCUUUGCUUCUCCUGUGUUUCAGGAGGAGUGUGACCAGCAGAGGAGUCCAAAGGAAGAGGAGGCUCCACCGCGAAGUCCUCCCAGUGAAACCCUAACCAGAGAGAGUCGGGGGUUCAAUGUGCUUAAACAGCUGCUGCUAUCAGACAACUGCUUAAAGGAGCUUUCCCAGCAGCCUCGUGGGGCGCCCAGUCCUUCCAUCCUGCAGGCGAACGGCAAAGCCAACGGCAGCAUCCUCAGUCAGCCCACUCACAAUCACAGCUUCCUCAACCUGCCCGGCUGGCACCCUCACAGCCCCCUCAGCUCAGGGCUACAGGGUAAUCUCAGACCACUGCCUACCCCCCCAACGAGUGACGGUCCCAAUCGCAGCCCGUGGGGCCGCCAACCGGCUCCGUGGCCCGUCUCUCAAAAACGGGACCCCCCGACUCUAGUCAAACAGGAGCCCGAGAGCCCUGGGAGGUGGAGUGGUCAUGAGAAGGAGGAGGAGGAGGGCUGUGACUCUAACCCAGACUCCCCCCGACUCUCCCGCUCCAACCCCAUCCUUUAUUACAUGCUGCAGAAGGGCAGCCUUCAGCUGAGGAAGGAGAUGAAGGAGCAGGCGGAGGGAGGCCAGUCUGUGGUCAGAGUUAAAGAAGAACCAAUCAGUGACAUGCAUGCAUAUGAACACAGUCUGAGCUCCACCCCCCAAUCACCGACCCACAAUGACAAGCACAGCCAUAAGAGCCAAGGGCUGAGCCAAUCAUCUGAAUAGAGGUUGUAUCAACUACAAGAAAAUGGAAAAUAAAUUCAUUGACUCUUUUUCUCUUUUUUUAACAACUUGCCAAAUUGGUUUGAUGAGACAAAUAGCAAUUGCAAAAAAUGUUUUUGUUCAGCAGAGCAAGUUCAAAUCUAAAUGCAUAACGGCAUUGCUUUUUCAAUUUUACAUUACGUGGUCAUGGAAAGGUGCAAAAUAGACCAGUCUCAGCAAAAUGUCUGAUUCAACCCAAACACAACAGUCAAAAUGGAAGUUUUUAAUUGUCAUUGAUAAUCGUGUAUGACAUAUUGCUUUUUGUCAAUAUCAGAGUCCUCCUUUGGAAUCGGUCACUUUACACGUAUCCUUUGUUUCAGAAUUAUACACAUAUCACUGUUCCAUGUCUUCUUUGUUGCUUGACAUUAAACAUUUAAAAAGAACAUUUCAAGCAACAUGUAUUAUUAACGACUCCAAAAAUGUUAGCGCUCAGUUCAGUGGACAUUUAUUUAUUUUCCUCCAUUAAAACAUUUUCAGAUGGACGGAACCCCAUCAAUUUUAGAUAAGAUUCCAAAUAAAGUGAUUCUAGGGCAGUCACAGCAGUCUAUUACAACAAUGUACAAGACAGACUCAUUCAAAGGAGGACUCUGACAACAGUUUUUCACUGCAGUAGCUUCAGUGAGGGUCCUACAGCUAUGAACGCUUUACCUCCUCAAGAUACAUAGAGUGGUUUAAUUACCAACAGAGGUCUGAAUGGUCACAACUCAUUGUAAUUUGCUUUUAUUUGAAUUGAGCUUUUUAAGGGCAAUUUUCGACAGUGCAAAUUCAGGGUAAUGUGUUUGCAGAUUGUGCAGUUUUGAGCAGAUGGGUCAACAGAGCGUAUGUGGUGCUUACAGUUGAGCAACUGUGUGUAAACAGGUUUCUAGAGCAACAGUUAAAAGGCUGCAGCAUCUGACAAAGUUAUCUUACAGUCCUAGUUAAACCAGCACCACUGUUAUGCACUUCAUGCACACAACAACUAUGCGUGUGAACACGUGGCUUAAUUUUUAAUGUUUUCUUUCUCCAGUUUUUGUGAAGAUGCACCCAGAAUUUGCACUAUCGAAGCCAAGUCCUCAGUGCUUUUUCAGAAUAAUUUAAUAGCAUGUAAUUAAAAUUUUCAGUAUUGUUAUCUGUUGAGAAUUUGACAGUUUGUGAUUUAUUUUUUCUUUUUUUAUUAUUAUUUCUUAACUGUUGUGGUUUAUGUACAUCUUAUUUUUGUGGCAUUCUCUUAACUCAGAAAAUGUCAAAAGAAUUGCAUGAUAAUAAAGAGAAGACCACAGGUACAUUAUUGUUUCUCAAAGCAGCUGGAUAUGUGUACCUGCCCCCCAAAAAAAUCACCGAGGUAUCUUGGUGUCUUGAGGGAUAUCUGGUAUCUAGCUUCUAAUUUUGAUUGUACUGUAUUCUUUUCAGUAUCAAUUAAUUUCACACAUGCUUUAUCCAUUUAGUCUUGUGAUCUUUUUAAUACAUAUACCUAUGAAGUACGUCUCUUCGAUUAUUAAUACAUUUUCACAAUGGUUAAAUAUAUUUGUGUAAAUAGUACUUUCAGUAUGAAAGAUGACUAUUUUGUAAUGUUUAAGAAAAGAUAUUACCCUAGUUUUUAAUGCCCUGAUAUGUAAAUAUGAAUUAUAUGCGUACAACUGUACAUAAAAAGGCAGAGGAUGCUAUGCCCAUCUUUUUUGGUUGGUUUGUUUUUUGCAUGUGUCUCUAUGUGGUAAAUGAUAAUCUAUCCUGCGCUGUGUUGUGUAAUAAUGUCUGACUCUCCUCACUGCUGCCUGUUGCAUGCAGACGCAUGGGAACUACCUGUGUAUCCCUACUGGUGAUUGGGGAAAAUGUCAAGUCUUAAAAUAGGUCUUUUUUUUAUCACAGAGAGAGGUUCGUUUAGAAUAUGAACAGUCUCUAAAUAACCACAGACUGUUGAGCAAGAUGAUAAAAAUGUGUGAAAAAUAAACGUGCAUUGAAUAUUUUUGUGAUUUUUUUUUUUUUCUUUUCUUUUUCUUUUCUGUUACUGGUUAACAAAAAGCUCUGUGAAAGAGCUCGGGGCUAUAGUGGGGGAUUGACGUACAAUCAUAGAUCUGCAUUGUGCAUCUGAGAAAUACAUUUGUAGCAGCAAAUAUAAAAAAAAAAGAUGUUUCAUUUUUUCAUGUGAAGACCUGAAACAUUAUUUCAUUUUUUAUGUUUUCAUUUUUGGUGUUCAUUUGCACUGAUAUCUCCAAAAUAAAGUACUAAAAUGCAUGA
Sphaeramia orbicularis (orbiculate cardinalfish) is the source of this 6854-nucleotide messenger RNA. RefSeq names its product nuclear receptor interacting protein 1b (gene nrip1b). The record is from RefSeq and is a predicted model, not a curated record. Bases 1002 to 4604 code for a protein of 1200 amino acids. NCBI's taxonomy places the organism in Eukaryota, Metazoa, Chordata, Actinopteri, Kurtiformes, Apogonidae. Gene Ontology annotation, molecular function: transcription coregulator activity; signaling receptor binding. Gene Ontology annotation, biological process: regulation of transcription by RNA polymerase II. The transcript has 3 exons. Gene Ontology annotation, cellular component: nucleus.